Molecule: messenger RNA, 453 nt
Organism: Penicillium pulvis
Lineage: Eukaryota; Fungi; Ascomycota; Eurotiomycetes; Eurotiales; Aspergillaceae
Exons: 1
Coding region: 1-453 (150 amino acids)
Source: RefSeq, a predicted model, not a curated record
AUGCCUUCGCUUUGGUACUGCUGCGAAUGCUCCUUCGGCCCUCACAACGCGGCCCUUCACGUCGCCUGCAUCAGCUGUACCGCACGACGCUGCCCAGCCUGCAAAGAAGAAAAGGUUCAAGACUCUCUCCACAUCCACUCCAGCUCUCAUAGCUGCCACGAGACUUCGCCUUACCCAACGGCCGUGAACUUCAACGCCGCUCACAUGCCUUCUCUCGACACACGAUCAAUGUUGCCCGCCGGUAUCGAUCUACCUCAGAUUCGAUCAUUGCGGCCGGGCCUUGCUGCACACCCACAAUACUCUGCACUUGGUGGCUUUCAAGCAACAACGUACUCUGAAACAUACAUGUACAUUUGCUGCAAGUGCAACGAUGGACCCAAGGUUUACAACCACCAACCACAAUGCACCGAAUGCCAACAUGUAGCCUGCAGCAGCUGUAUCUCCGUCAAGUGA